AUGAAGAAUCCCUUCAAAGUGUCCAGCUCAGGACCAGACACAAUCUCACCUGAGCGCACGGAAUCCAGUGAAAAGUCCGCCGCUGGGACCGAUGUCGCCGCCGCAAAAGCAGACCUGAAGCGAUUCAAGGAGGCACACCAACUAGAUCCCAAUCUUCCCCAAAAGGAAAUCGAUGCCAUUAACCAUGCGAUAAAACAUGGUGACGCCGAAGAACUUGUCCACGCUGACCACCUUCUCAGCGAGGAUUCUCCCUACGAGGAGGUUCGUGCUGCGGUGAGAAACACUGACAAUGACGAAGUGGCGAAUACGGUGAGAGCAUGGGUUCUGGGGAUGAUUUUUGUGACGGUGGGAAGUGGUCUGAACAUGUUUCUGAGUAUGAGGAGCCCUGCCAUCAACUUUCCAGCCAUCGUCGUCCAGCUUCUCGUCUAUCCGCUCGGCUGCCUAUGGGCCAAAGUCGUACCAACAAGAGUAUUCAACACGUUUGGACUGCGAUGGACCUUCAACACCGGCCCAUUCACCAUCAAAGAACACGUCGUCAUCACUCUCAUGUCCAACGUCUCUCUCGGCUAUGCCUACAGCACAGACGCCCUGUUGGCACUGCAAGGAAAGCCCUUCUACAACCUAAACCUCGGCUGGGGCUUUUCCAUACUUUUCACGCUGAGUUCCCAGCUCAUUGGUAUUUCUCUCGCUGGGCUCUUUCGCCGGUUCCUCGUCUGGCCUGCGGCUAUGAUGUGGCCCAACCAAUUUGCCAGCACGUCCCUUUUCUACGCUCUACAUGACAAGAGCAAGAGUGAUGGCGUCCACUCCAACGGCUGGCUGAUUAGUCGGUACCGCUGGUUUGCCAUUGUUGCCAUGUCCAUGUUCUGCUACUACUGGAUCCCUGGCGUGCUGUGGCAGGGCCUGUCUGUGUUUGCAUUCGCGACCUGGAUCCGGCCUAAGAAUGUGGUUGUGAAUCAGCUCUUUGGAGGAACCACUGGACUUUCGCUCAUCCCUCUCACCUUUGAUUGGACUUAUGUGACGGCGUAUCUCGGCGAUCCCCUGCUCGCCCCUACACACUCCCAUGUGAAUACUCUUGUUGGUUUAUUCAUCUUCGUGCUCCUUCCAACUAUUGGGAUGGCCUACACGGGCACCCUGUUCGCCGACUAUCUCCCCAUGGUGACUGCACAAACCUACGACAACACCCAAAACAACUACAACGUCAGCAAGAUUCUCGGCGACGGAUUCAAGUUCAGCGAGCAAAAGUACAAGGAAUAUUCGCCCUUGUUCCUAGCGCCAACAUUCGCUCUCAACUACGGCCUUUCGUUUGCUGCGCUCACAGCGGCCAUCGUUCACAUCGGCUUAUACCACGGCAAGGAAGUGUGGCAUCGUUUCCGCGCAGCUCGCAACCAAGAACCGGAUAUCCAUCUUAAGAUGAUGCAAAAGUACGUCGAAGCACCGGACUGGUGGUACGGCGCCCUCUUCCUCGUCGCCAUUGCGUUUGGCCUCGUCACGGCAGAAGCAUACGACUCCCAACUUCCAUGGUGGGCAUUCUUCGUGUCUGUCAUCGUUGCUCUCAUCUUCAUCAUCCCGACGACCAUGAUCCUCGCCGUGUCAAAUAUCCUGCUCAGUCUCAACGUUAUUUCGCCCUUCCUAGCUGGAUUCAUGAUCCCCGGACGACCCAUUGGCGUCAUGCUCUUCAAGGUGUUCAGCACAAUCACCCUUGGACAGGCGCAGACAUACAGCGGCGACUUAAAACUCGCGCAUUAUAUGAAGAUUCCCCCCAAGAUCACAUUCUGGUGCCAAGUCGUCCCCACCAUCUGGGCCGUCUUUGUCCAGAUUUCCGUCAUGAACUGGACCCUCGGAAACAUCCCCGACGUGUGCAGCAACCUCCAAAAGAACCACUUUACGUGUCCCAACGGCCGGGCCUUCUUCUCUUCCAGCAUCGUAUGGGGCGUCAUCGGACCGCGACGCAUGUUUGGCGUGGGAAGCAUGUACGCCCGCUUCAACUGGUUCUGGCUCGUUGGCGCCGCGUUCCCCGUGCUGUUGUACGUGCUCACCAAGACGCUCAAUAUCAGGUUCUUUAGACACUUUCAGGCGCCCAUCAUGCUCGGCGCCAUGGCAUGGUUGCCGCCCGCUACGCCCCUGAGUUUCUCGUCUUGGGGAAUCGUCGGCCUCGUUUUUAAUAAGUGGAUUCGGAACAGGUGGAAUGGCUGGUGGACGACGUACAACUACACCACGGCUGCGGCCCUGGAUGCCGGUCUUAUCCUGAGCACCAUCAUCAUCUUCUUUGCUAUUACUUUUCCUAACGUGACGGUGCCUCAGUGGUGGGGGAAUGUAGCUGUUUUUGAAACGCUGGACGCGACGUAUGCUGCUAUUUUGAAGACGGUGCCUGAAAAUGGCACAUUUGGACCGGCGACGUGGUGA
Molecule: messenger RNA, 2403 nt
Organism: Pochonia chlamydosporia 170
Lineage: Eukaryota; Fungi; Ascomycota; Sordariomycetes; Hypocreales; Clavicipitaceae
Product: OPT oligopeptide transporter
Exons: 2
Coding region: 1-2403 (800 amino acids)
Biological process (GO): transmembrane transport
Molecular function (GO): oligopeptide transmembrane transporter activity
Source: RefSeq, a predicted model, not a curated record